Iphiclides podalirius (scarce swallowtail) is the source of this 2691-nucleotide messenger RNA. NCBI's taxonomy places the organism in Eukaryota, Metazoa, Arthropoda, Insecta, Lepidoptera, Papilionidae. The record is from the annotation of a GenBank genome assembly.
AUGAGGGGAAACAAGUUAAUAUUACUAUUAUUACUGUUUGGACACCUCUCUGCGUUGCCAGAUACUAUAAGAAUAGGUGGCCUAUUUCACCCUGAGGAUGACAAACAAGAGGUAGCAUUCCGGUACGCGGUAGAAAGGGUGAACGCGGACAGAGCCGUUUUACCACGUGCGAAGCUGUUGGCACAAGUGGAAACUAUAUCCCCGCAAGAUAGCUUCCAUGCGUCUAAGCGAGUGUGCCAUCUUCUUCGAAGUGGCGUGGCAGCCAUUUUUGGACCGCAGUCGGCCCCCGCCGCGGCCCAUGUUCAAUCUAUAUGCGACACUAUGGAGCUACCCCACUUAGAGACGAGAUGGGACUAUCGCACGCGUCGGGAAUCUUGUCUAGUCAACCUAUAUCCGCAUCCUGCCGCUCUCAGUCGAGCUUACGUCGAUCUGGUUAGAGCAUGGGGUUGGAAGUCAUUCACAAUUGUAUAUGAAAACAGUGACGGCUUAGUACGCCUUCAAGAACUUCUCAAAGCCCACGGGCCGUCGGAACUUCCCGUGGCCGUGAGACAAUUACCAGAUUCACAUGACUAUAGACCUCUUUUAAAACAAAUUAAAAACUCUGCCGAAUCACACAUUGUUCUCGAUUGCGCAACGGAAAGAAUAAGGGAUGUUCUUCAACAAGCCCAGCAGAUUGGCAUGAUGUCAGAUUAUCACAGUUAUUUAAUAACUUCUUUGGAUUUACACAGCGUUGAUUUAGAAGAAUUCAAAUAUGGUGGUACAAAUAUAACAGCUUUAAGGUUACUGGAUCCAGAAAGAUCGGAUGUACAAAGAGUGGUUCGAGAUUGGGUGUACGACGAAGCCAGGAAAGGUCGUAAAUUACAACUUGGUCACACUUCUGCUAAGGAGAACAUGACCUUCAUUAAGACGGAAACAGCACUGAUGUACGAUGCAGUACAUUUAUUUGCGAAAGCCUUACACGAUCUUGAUACUUCACAACAAAUUGAUGUAAAACCAUUGUCGUGUGACGCUGAAGACACUUGGCCUCAUGGGUACAGUCUUAUUAAUUAUAUGAAGAUAGUUGAAAUGAAGGGGCUAACGGGUGUAAUCAAAUUUGACCACCAAGGGUUUAGAAGCGAUUUCACUCUUGACAUAAUCGAAUUGACAAGGGAUGGACUACAAAAGGCGGGAUCGUGGAAUUCCUCGGAGGGAGUCAAUUAUACGAGAUCUUACGGUGACAAUCAGAAGCAAAUAGUCGAAAUACUUCAAAAUAAGACACUUAUUGUAACAACUAUUUUGAGCGCGCCAUAUUGUAUGAGAAAGGAAGCAAGCGAGAAACUCAUAGGGAACGCACAAUUUGAAGGAUAUGCUAUUGAUCUGAUUCACGAGAUAUCAAAAAUACUAGGCUUUAAUUACACUUUCAAACUUGCUCCCGACGGCCGAUACGGUUCAUACAACCGGGAGACUAAAGAAUGGGAUGGAAUGAUCAGAGAGUUGUUAGAACAAAGAGCUGAUGUUGCUAUAGCUGAUCUUACUAUCACUUACGACAGAGAGCAAGUCGUCGAUUUUACGAUGCCUUUCAUGAACCUCGGCAUUUCGGUCUUGUACCGAAAACCAAUAAAACAACCCCCAAACCUGUUCUCAUUUCUGUCGCCUCUUUCACUGGAUGUUUGGAUUUACAUGGCAACAGCUUAUUUGGGAGUUUCUGUACUGUUGUUUAUUCUAGCCAGGUUCACACCUUACGAAUGGCACCCAACACAUUCACCAGAUGGCGAAAAAUUGGAAAAUAUAUUCUCUCUGGCAAAUUGUUUGUGGUUUGCCAUCGGAUCACUCAUGCAGCAGAGUUGUGAUUUUUUGCCCAAGUUCAGCCCCUACGAGUGGGACAGCCCGAGGAACUGUCUUGACGAGCCACCGGUGCUGGAGAACCAAUUCACUCUGUUGAACUCGCUAUGGUUCACUAUUGGAUCCUUGAUGCAGCAAGGUUCGGAUAUCGCACCGAAGGCUGUUUCGACUCGAAUGGUGGCUGGAAUGUGGUGGUUCUUCACAUUAAUCAUGAUAUCCUCUUACACUGCAAACUUGGCGGCCUUCCUUACUGUUGAAAGAAUGGAUUCACCUAUUGAAAGCGCUGAAGACCUCGCUAAACAGACCAAAAUUAAAUAUGGAGCAUUGAAGGGAGGCUCAACUGCUGCGUUCUUCAGGGAUUCAAAUUUCUCUACAUAUCAAAGAAUGUGGUCGUUUAUGGAGUCGGCAAGGCCGUCUGUAUUUACAAGUAGCAACAAAGAGGGGGAGGAGCGAGUCAUGCGAGGCAAGGGCUCCUACGCUUACUUAAUGGAGUCAACAACCAUUGAAUAUGUCGUAGAAAGAAAUUGCGAUCUUACGCAAGUUGGUGGAAUGCUGGAUUCUAAAGGAUACGGUAUCGCAAUGCCUCCCAAUUCACCAUAUCGUACUGCUAUCAGUGGGGCCGUUUUAAAGCUGCAGGAAGAGGGCAAGUUGCAUAUUUUGAAAACGAAAUGGUGGAAAGAGAAACGCGGCGGUGGUUCUUGCAGGGAUGAAACCUCAAAAUCGUCGUCGACUGCAAACGAAUUGGGUCUCGCAAACGUGGGCGGCGUGUUCGUCGUGCUAAUGGGCGGCAUGGGAGUGGCGUGCGUUAUAGCAGUCUGCGAGUUCGUCUGGAAAUCGAGAAAGGUUGCCGUGGACGAGAGGGUUUAUUUU